AUGAUGCCCGGGGCGCCGCUCCUGCGGCUGCUGACCGUGGUCUCUGCGGCAGCGGCGGUGGCCGGAGCGCCCGGGACGGUAAUGCCCCCCACCACGGGGGACGCCACCCUGGCCUUCGUUUUCGACGUCACUGGCUCCAUGUGGGACGACCUGAUGCAGGUGAUAGACGGCGCCUCGCGCAUUCUGGAACGCAGUCUAAGCCGCCGCAGCCAGGCCAUUGCCAACUACGCGCUGGUGCCCUUCCAUGACCCAGAUAUUGGCCCAGUGACCCUCACAGCGGACCCCGCGAUGUUUCAGAGGGAGCUGAGAGAACUCUAUGUGCAGGGAGGUGGUGACUGCCCGGAGAUGAGUGUGGGGGCCAUUAAGGCUGCCGUGGAGGUUGCCAACCCCGGCUCCUUCAUCUACGUCUUCUCGGAUGCCCGCGCCAAAGACUAUCACAAGAAGGAAGAGCUGUUACGUCUCCUGCAGCUCAAACAAUCACAGGUGGUCUUUGUGCUGACGGGGGACUGUGGCGACCGCACCCAUCCUGGCUACCUGGCCUAUGAGGAGAUCGCUGCCACCAGCUCUGGGCAGGUGUUCCACCUGGACAAGCAGCAAGUGACAGAGGUGCUGAAGUGGGUGGAGUCAGCGAUCCAGGCCUCCAAGGUGCACCUGCUGUCCGCAGACCACGAGGAGGAGGGGGAGCACACGUGGAAACUCCCCUUUGACCCCAGCCUGAAGGAGGUCACCAUCUCAUUGAGUGGGCCAGGGCCUGAGAUUGAAGUCCAAGAUCCACUGGGGAGGAUCCUGCAGGAGGACGAGGGCGUCAAAGUGCUUCUCAACAUCCCUGACUCGGCCAAGGUGGUAGCCUUUAAGCCUGAGCAUCCCGGGCUGUGGUCCAUCAAGGUCUAUAGCAGUGGCCGCCAUUCCGUGAGGAUCACAGGCGUCAGCAACAUUGACUUCCGAGCCGGCUUCUCCACUCAGCCCUCGCUGGACCUCAACCGCACCCUCGAGUGGCCUUUGCAAGGGGUCCCCAUCUCCCUGGUGAUCAAUUCCACGGGCCUACAGGCACCUGGCCUCCUAGACUCGGUGGAGCUGGCACAGAGCUCAGGGAAGCCCCUCCUGACCCUGCCCAUGAAGCCCCUCUCCAAUGGCUCCACCCACCAGCUGUGGGGCGGGCCACCCUUCCACACCCCCAAGGAGCGCUUCUACCUCAAGGUGAAGGGCAAGGACCAUGAGGGAAACCCCCUCCUUCGUGUCUCUGGAGUGUCCUACAGUGGGGUGGCCCCAGGCGCUCCCCUCGUCAGCAUGGCCCCCAGGAUCCAUGGCUACCUGCACCAGCCCCUGCUGGUCUCCUGUUCGGUGCACAGCGCCCUUCCCUUCCGGCUGCAGCUGUGGCGAGGUGAAGCCAGGCUGGGCGAAGAGAGGCACUUUCAGCAGUCAGGAAACAGCAGCUGGGAGAUCCCGCGGGCCUCCAAGGCCGAGGAGGGCAUGUACGAGUGCACAGCCAUCAGCAGGGCUGGGAUCGGGCGAGCAAAGGCCCAGAUUGUCGUCACAGAUCCCCCGCCGCAGCUGGUCCCUGCUCCCAACGUGACCAUGUCCCCAGGGGAGACUGCUGUCCUAUCCUGCCAGGUCCUAGGCGAGGCCCCCUACAACCUGACGUGGGUCCGGGACUGGCGAGUCCUGCCGGCCUCGACGGGCCGAGUCGCCCAGCUGGCUGACCAGUCCCUGGAGGUCAGCGGCAUCAUCCCCACAGAUGGCGGGAGGUACCAGUGCAUGGCCAGCAACGCCAAUGGGGUCACAAGGGCAUCCGUCUGGCUCCUGGUGCGAGAGGCCCCACAGGUCAGCAUCCACACCAGCUCCCAGCACUUCUCCCAAGGUGUGGAGGUGAAGGUCAGCUGCUCAGCCUCUGGGUACCCCACACCCCACAUCUCCUGGAGCCGUGAGGGCCAAACCCUACAGGAGGACAGCAGAAUCCAUGUGGAUGCGCAGGGAACCUUGAUUAUUCAGGGGGUAGCCCCAGAAGAUGCUGGGAAUUACAGUUGCCAGGCGACUAAUGAGGUUGGCACUGACCAGGAGACAGUCACCCUCUAUUACACAGACCCACCUUCAGUCUCUGCUGUAAAUGCCGUGGUGCUGGUGGCCGUUGGGGAGGAGGCUGUGCUGGUGUGUGAGGCGUCCGGGGUCCCCCCACCCCGAGUCAUCUGGUAUAGAGGGGGUCUUGAAGUGAUCCUGGCCCCUGAGGGCUCCAGCUCUGGGAAGCUGCGGAUCCCGGUGGCUCAGGAGAGAGAUGCUGGCAUCUACACCUGCCGGGCUGUCAAUGAGUUGGGUGACGCCUCUGCAGAAAUCCAGCUGGCGGUUGGACAUGCACCCCAGCUGACGGAGCUGCCCCGGGAUGUCACUGUGGAACUGGGGAGGAGUGCCCUCUUGGCAUGCCGGGCCACAGGCCGCCCGCCCCCGAUGGUCACCUGGCGCCGUGGAGACGGCCAGCCUCUGGGACUCAGGCAGGGGGCCGGGCGAGGCAGCAGGUCUCGGCAGCCGGAUUCGGGAGUGCUGUUCUUUGAAAAUGUGGCCCCAGAAGACCAGGCCUCGUAUGUCUGUGAAGCUCGAAACGUCUUUGGGAAGGUCCAAGCCGAGGCCCAGCUCAUCGUCACUGGUCACGCCCCGCCACAGAUCGCCAGCAGCGCCCCCACUGUCCGGGUCCUGGAGGGGCAGCCUGUGUCCUUACCCUGCAUCGUCCUGGCUGGGCGGCCCCUCCCGGAAAGGCACUGGCUCAAGGAUGGCCGGCCGCUCCCACCUGGUAGCCGGCAUUCCAUCCGAGCGGAUGGCAGCCUCCACCUUGACCGAGCGUUGCAGGAGCACGCGGGGAGGUACCGGUGUGUGGCCACCAACACGGCCGGCUCUCGGCAUCGGGAUGUGGAGCUGGUGGUCCAGGUGCCACCUAGAAUCCAUCCCACUGCCACCCACCACAUCACCAAUGAAGGGGUUCCGGCCUCUCUCCCCUGCGUCGCUUCAGGAGUUCCCUCCCCUACCAUCACCUGGACCAAGGAAACCAAUGCCCUGACCUCCAGAGGUCCCCACUACAAUGUGAGUAAAGAGGGCACCCUGCUCAUCGCCCAGCCAUCUGCCCAGGAUGCAGGGGCCUAUGUCUGCACGGCCACCAACACCGUGGGCUUCUCCAGCCAGGAGAUGCGGCUUUCUGUCAACACCAAACCCAGGAUCCACAUGAAUGGGUCACAUAAUGCAGAUGUGCCUCUGAGAGUCACAGCGAAGGCUGGCGAAGAGGUGACCCUGGAUUGCGAGGCCGAGGGCUCCCCACCCCCACUGGUCACCUGGACGAAGGACUCUCACCCUGUACCGCCCAUCACCAACAGGCAUGGCCUCCUCCCGUCUGGCUCCCUGCGUCUGGCCCAGGUCCAGGGGGGUGACAGCGGCCACUAUGAGUGUACAGCCAGUAACCCUGCGGGGUCCACCUCCCGGCGCUACGUCCUUAGGGUACAAGUCCCCCCUCAGGUGCAGCCAGGCCCUCGGGUUCUGAAGGUGCUGGUGGGAGAAGCCCUGGAUCUGAACUGUGUGGCUGAGGGGAACCCAGGGCCCCAGCUGAGUUGGUCCAAGGAUGGCGUGGUCCUGCGGGGCCGGGGGCCUGAGGGCUCCGUCUACUUUGCAGCCGUCAGAACCUCUGAUGCCGGGAGGUACCGCUGUGAGGCCUCCAACAGCGCCGGGGUGGACGCCUGGGAGGUGGAGCUCAGGGUGCUGGAGCCACCUCACUGGGGUGCUGAUGAGACCAGCGGCCUGCUGGAGCGAGUGGCCGGAGAGAACGCCAGCCUGCCGUGCCCUGCCAGAGGUGAAGCUGCGUCUGGGGUGGGCCUGGGGAGGCCUGUCCUUCCGGGAGGCCCUCACCUGCAGGUCCAGGAGGAUGGCCAGGUUCUCAGGAUCACCAGCAGUCACGUGGGGGAUGAGGGACGAUACCAGUGUGUGGCCUUCAGCCCAGCUGGUCAGCAGGCCAGGGACUUCCAGCUCCGAGUUCAUGCACCCCCCACUAUCUGGGGCUCCAACGAGACAGGUGAGGUGGCUGUCAUGGAGGGCCACCUGGUGCAGCUUCUGUGCGAGGCCCGAGGAGUGCCCACCCCAAACAUCACCUGGUUCAAGGACGGGGCCCUGCUCCCCGCCAGCACCGAGGUGGUCUACACUAGGGGCGGUCGGCAGUUGCAGCUGGAGAGGGCCCAGAGCUCAGAUGCCGGCGUCUACACCUGCAAGGCCAGCAAUGCUGUGGGGGCUGCAGAGAAGGCCACGAGGCUGGACGUUUACGUCCCACCCACCAUCGAGGGCGCCGGCGGAAGACCAUACGUGGUGAAGGCUGUGGCUGGGAGGCCCGUGGCGCUGGAGUGCGUGGCCAGAGGCCACCCACCCCCGACCCUCACCUGGCACCACGAGGGGCUGCCCGUGGCAGAGAGCAACGAGUCUCAGCUGGAGACAGGAGGCAGCGUGCUGAGGCUGGAGAGCCCUGGGGAGGCAUCCACAGGCCUGUACAGCUGUGUGGCCAGCAGCCCUGCCGGGGAAGCCGUGCUGCAGUACUCCGUGGAGGUGCAGGUGCCCCCACAGCUCCUGGUGGCUGAAGGCUUGGGACAGGUGACCACCAUCGUGGGACAGCCCCUGGAACUUCCCUGCCAGGCCUCAGGCUCCCCGGUACCCACUAUCCAGUGGCUACAGAAUGGUCGGCCAGCUGAGGAGCUGGCCGGGGUGCAGGUGGCCUCACAGGGGACCACACUGCACAUUGACCAUGUGGAGCUGGACCACUCAGGCCUCUUCGCCUGCCAGGCCACCAAUGAGGCGGGCACUGCCGGGGCCGAGGUGGAGGUGUCUGUGCAUGAGUUCCCAUCUGUCAGUAUCAUUGGGGGUGAGAACAUCACAGCUCCUUUCCUGCAGCCUGUGACCCUCCAAUGCGUAGGGGAUGGGGUGCCUACCCCAAGCCUCCGUUGGUGGAAGGAUGGUGUAGCCCUGGCAGCCUUUGGGGGGAACCUACAGAUUGAGAAGGUGGACCUGAGGGACGAGGGCAUCUACACUUGUGCCGCUACCAACCUGGCUGGGGAGAGCAAGAGGGAAGUGGCUCUGAAGGUUUUGGUGCCCCCCAACAUCGAGCCAGGCCCAAUCAACAAGGCAGUGCUGGAAAAUGCCUCAGUGACCUUGGAGUGUCUGGCUUCGGGCGUGCCCCCUCCUGAUGUCUCCUGGUUCAAGGGCCACCAACCUGUCUCUUCUUGGAUGGGAGUGACAGUAUCAGCGGAUGGGAGAGUUCUCCGCAUUGAGCAAGCCCAGCUUUCUGAUGCUGGGAGCUACCGCUGUGUGGCAUCCAAUGUGGCAGGUAGCACAGAGCUGCAGUUUGGCCUACGGGUCAAUGUGCCCCCUCGAAUCACGCUGCCACCCAGCCUGCCAGGCCCUGUGUUGGUCAACACCCCUGUCCGGCUGACCUGCAAUGCCACCGGUGCCCCUGGCCCCAUACUGAUGUGGUUGAAGGAUGGAAACCCUGUGUCCCCUGCAGGGACCCCUGGCUUGCAGGUCUUCCCUGGGGGCCGGGUCCUCACCUUGACCAGCGCUCGGGCCUCCGACUCUGGGAGGUACUCCUGCGUGGCUGUGAGCGCGGUGGGCGAGGACCGCCGGGAUGUCGUCCUCCAAGUCCACAUGCCCCCGAGUAUCCUCGGAGAAGAGCUGAAUGUGUCCAUCGUGGCCAAUGAGUCAGUGACCCUGGAGUGCCAGAGUCACGCCAUGCCCCCUCCUGUGCUGAGCUGGUGGAAGGACGGGCGGCCCCUGGAACCACGGCCUGGAGUCCACCUCUCCACAGACAAAGCCUUGCUGCAGGUGGACAGAGCCGACGUGUGGGAUGCGGGCCGCUACACCUGUGAGGCACUGAAUCAGGCCGGCCGCUCAGAGAAACACUACAAUCUCAACGUCUGGGUCGCUCCAGUGUUCCCCUCGAGGGAAUCCCACACCCUGACUGUGAACGAGGGACAUUCUGCCAGGCUGUCCUGCGAAUGCCGGGGCGUCCCCUUCCCCAAGAUCUCCUGGAGGAAGGACGGUCAACCCCUCCCCGGGGAGGGGGCUGGCCUCCAGCAGGUGUCGGCUGUGGGGAGGCUGCUGUACCUGGGACAGGCCCAGCUGGCUCAGGAAGGAACAUACACCUGUGAGUGCAGCAACGUGGCGGGGAACAGCAGCCAGGACCUGCAGCUGGAGGUGCACGUUCCCCCUCAGAUUGCUGGUCCCUGGGAGCUUCCCACACAGGUCUCUGUGGUCCAGGAUGGAGUGACUACUCUGGAGUGCAACGCCACAGGGAAACCCCCUCCGAAAGUGACAUGGGAGCAGGACGGCCAGCCCGUGGGGGCCGAGCUAGGCCUGCAGCUGCAGAACCAGGGUCAGAGCCUGCAUGUAGAGCGGGCCCAGGCUGCCCACGCCGGACACUACAGCUGUGUGGCCGAGAACCUGGCUGGGAGGGCAGAGAGGAGGUUUGAGCUCUCUGUGCUGGUGCCCCCAGAGCUCAUUGGAGACUUGGACCCGCUGACCAACAUCACUGCCGCCUUGCACAGCCCCUUAACUCUGCUCUGUGAAGCCACAGGGAUCCCGCCCCCGGCCAUCCACUGGUUCCGAGGGGAGGAGCCUGUCAGCCCGGGGGAGGACACCUACCUGCUGGCAGGUGGCUGGAUGCUGAAGAUGACUCAGACACAGGAGCAAGACAGUGGCCUCUACUCAUGCCUGGCAAGCAAUGAGGCUGGGGAGGCACGGAGGAACUUCAGUGUGGAGGUGCUGGUUCCUCCCAGUAUUGAGAACGAGGACCUGGAGGAGGUGAUCAAAGUCCCUGAGGGACAGACUGCCCAUCUGAUGUGCAACGUCACAGGCCACCCACAUCCCAAGCUCACAUGGUUCAAAGAUGGCCGGCCCCUGGCUGGUGGAGAUGCCCACCACAUCUCCCCAGACGGAGUCCUCCUGCAGGUCCUCCAGGCAAAUCUGUCCAGUGCUGGCCACUACUCCUGCAUUGCAGCCAAUGCUGUUGGGGAGAAGACCAAACACUUCCAGCUCAGUGUCCUGUUGGCUCCCACCAUCCUGGGAGUGACUGAGGACAGUGCAGACGAGGAGGUGACCGUGACCAUCAACAACCCCAUCUCUCUGAUCUGCGAGGCGCUGGCCUUCCCUUCCCCCAACAUCACCUGGAUGAAGGACGGGGCCCCUUUUGAGGCCUCCAGGAACAUCCAGCUGCUCCCAGGUACCCACGGACUGCAGAUCCUGAAUGCCCAGAAGGAAGAUGCUGGUCAGUAUACCUGCGUGGUCACCAACGAGCUUGGGGAGGCCGUGAAAAACUACCACGUGGAAGUGCUCAUCCCCCCUUCCAUCUCCAAAGACGACCCCUUGGGGGAGGUCGGCGUGAAGGAGGUGAGGACCAAGGUCAAUAGCACCUUGACCCUGGAGUGUGAGAGCUGGGCUGCGCCCCCACCCACCAUCCACUGGUACAAGGAUGGACAGCCCGUGACCCCCAGCCCGCGGCUGCAUGUCCUGGGCGAAGGGCGACUGCUCCAGAUCCAGCCCACGCAGGUCUCAGACUCAGGACGGUACCUGUGUGUGGCCACCAACGUGGCUGGCGAGGAUGACCAGGACUUCAACGUGCUCAUCCAGGUGCCCCCCAUGUUCCAGAAGGUGGGUGAUGCCAGUGCAGCCUUCGAGAUCCUCUCCUGGGAGCAGGAGGCCCGGGGCGGAGUAACGGAAUACAGGGAGAUUGUGGAGAACAACCCAGCCUACCUGUACUGUGACACCAACGCAAUCCCACCCCCGGAGCUCACCUGGUACAAAGAGGAUCGGCCCCUCUCGGCCGGGGAUGGGGUGUCUGUGCUGCAAGGAGGCCGGGUCCUGCAGAUCCCCCUGGUGCGGGCGGAGGAUGCCGGGAAGUAUUCUUGCAAGGCAUCCAACGAGGUGGGCGAGGACUGGCUGCACUACGAGCUGCUGGUGCUGACCCCACCUGUGAUCCUGGGCGCCACAGAGGAGCUGGUGGAAGAGGUGACAGUGAACGCCAGCAGCACCGUCAGCCUGCAGUGCCCGGCCCUGGGAAACCCCGUGCCCACCAUCUCAUGGCUCCAGAAUGGGUUGCCUGUCUCCCCGAGCCCACGGCUGCAGGUCCUGGACGACGGGCAAGUCUUGCAGGUUUCCACGGCCGAGGUGGCCGACGCCGCCAGCUACAUGUGUGUGGCUGAGAACCAGGCGGGCUCCGCUGAGAAGCUCUUCACCCUCAGGGUUCAAGUCCCGCCACGAAUCGCAGGGCUGGACUUGGAGCAGGUCACUGCCAUCCUCAACAGCAGCAUCUCCCUCCCUUGCGAUGUCCACGCUCACCCAAACCCCGAGGUCACGUGGUACAAGGACAACCAGGCCCUCUCCCUGGGUGCAAAAGUCUUCCUCCUUCCCGGCACCCACACGCUGCAGCUGGGGCGAGCACGGCUGUCGGACUCUGGGACAUACACAUGCGAAGCCAUCAACGCUGCCGGCCGAGACCAGAAGCUGGUGCAGCUCAGUGUUCUGGUUCCCCCUGCCUUCAGGCAGGCUCCCAGCGGCCCCCACGGGGCGGUCCUGGUGAGGGUCGGGGACAGAGCUGUCCUGAGCUGCGAGACAAAUGCGCUCCCUGAGCCAAUGGUGACCUGGUACAAGGAUGGGCAGCUCCUGGUCCUGGCACAGCGGACCCAGGCUCUGCAGGGUGGGCAGAGGCUGGAGAUCCAGGAGGCCCAGGUGUCGGAUAAAGGUUUAUACAGCUGUAAAGUCAGCAACGUGGCUGGGGAGGCUGUGCGGACUUUCACCCUCACCGUCCAGGUGCCCCCAACAUUUGAGAACCCUAAGACAGAGACAGUGAGCCAGGUGGCUGGGAGCCCCCUGGUCCUGACCUGUGAUGUGUCCGGGAUCCCUGCACCCACGGUCACUUGGCUGAAGGACAGGAUGCCCGUGGAGAGCAGCGUGGUGCACGGUGUGGUCUCCCGGGGGGGACGCCUCCAACUGAGCCGCCUGCAACCGACCCAGGCAGGCACCUACACAUGCGUGGCUGAGAACACCCAGGCCGAGGCCCGCAAGGACUUUGUGGUAGCAGUGCUGGUGGCCCCCCGGAUCCGGAGCUCGGGCACUGCGCAGGAGCACCACAUCUUGGAAGGGCAGGAGGUGCGGCUGGACUGUGAGGCUGACGGGCAGCCGCUGCCGGAUGUGGCCUGGCUGAAGGACGGCAGCCCGCUGGGCCAGGACGUGGGCCCCCACCUCCGGUUCUACCUGGAUGGCGGCUCCCUGGUGCUAAAAGGCCUGAGGGCCUCGGACGCAGGUGCCUACACCUGCGUGGCCCGCAACCCAGCCGGGGAGGACGCCAGGCUGCACACGGUGAAUGUGCUGGUUCCUCCCACCAUUGAGCAGGGAGCAGAUAGCUCGAGGGCCCUGGUGAGCAGGCCUGGGGAGCUGGUGACCAUGGCAUGCCCCGUACGGGGCUCCCCGCCCAUCCAUGUGAGCUGGCUCAAGGACGGCCUGCCCCUCCCGCUCUCCCAGCGCACCCUCCUCCACAGCUCUGGCCGCACCCUCAGGAUUUCCCAGGUGCAGUUGGCAGAUGCCGGCAUCUUCACCUGCGUGGCUGCAAGCCCAGCUGGCGUGGCGGACAGGAACUUCACCUUGCAGGUGCAGGUGCCGCCUGUCCUGGAGCCGGUGGAGUUCCAGAAUGAGGUGGUGGUGGUUCGUGGCUCCCCAGUGGAACUCCCGUGCGAGGCCCGGGGCGUUCCCCUGCCUCUCGUGUCAUGGAUGAAGGACGGGGAGCCCUUGUUGUCCCAGAGCCUUGAGCAGGGGCCCAGCCUGCAGCUGGAGACAGUGGGAGCUGGUGACUCGGGAACCUACUCCUGUGUGGCCGUGAGCGAGGCCGGGGAAGCCAGGAGGCAUUUCCAGCUGACCGUCAUGGAGCCCCCUCACAUUGAGGACUCAGGCCAGUCUACAGAGCUGUCGCUGACCCCCGGUGCCCCCAUGGAGCUCCUCUGUGAGGCCCAGGGCACCCCCCAGCCCAACAUCACCUGGCAUAAGGAUGGGCAGGCCCUGACCAGGCGGGAGAACAGCAGCAGAGCCACAGGGGUACUCCGGGUGGACAGUGUGCAGGUUGGUGAUGCUGGGCUGUACACUUGCCUGGCUGAAAGCCCUGCAGGUGCAGUCGAGAAGAGCUUCCGGGUCAGGGUUCAAGCCCCUCCAAACAUUGUUGGGCCCCGAGGCCCCCGCUUUGUGGUCGGCCUGGCCCCGGGGCAGCUGGUCCUGGAGUGUUCGGUGGAGGCAGAGCCAGCGCCCGAGAUCACGUGGCACCGAGAUGGCAUCGUGCUGCAGGAGGAUGCCCACACACAGUUCCCAGAGCGGGGCAGGUUCCUCCAGCUGCAGGCCCUGAGCACGGCUGACAGCGGCGACUACAGCUGCACAGCCCGCAACGCUGCAGGCAGCACAAGUGUGGCCUUCCACGUGGAGAUCCACACGGUGCCCACCAUCCGGUCGGGACCACCUGCAGUGAAUGUCUCAGUGAACCAGACAGCCCUGCUGCCCUGCCAGGCUGACGGUGUGCCCACGCCCCUCGUGAGCUGGCGCAAGGACGGGGUCUCCCUGGAUCCCAGGAGCCCCAGGUUCGAAGUUCUGCCUGAGGGUUCCCUGAGAAUCCAGCCAGUCCUUCCCCAGGACGCCGGCCACUACCUCUGCCUGGUAUCCAACUCUGCUGGAUCCGAUCGCCAAGGCCGCGACCUACGGGUCUUUGAGCCUCCAGCCAUCGCCCCCAGCCCCUCCAACCUGACCCUGACCGCCCACACCCCAGCCUUGCUGCCCUGCGAGGCCAGCGGCUCCCCUAAGCCCCUGGUGGUCUGGUGGAAGGACGGACAGAAGCUGGACUUCCGCCUGCAGCAGGGCGCCUACCGGCUCCUGCCCUCCAAUGCCCUGCUCCUUGCGGCCCCUGGCCCCCAGGACUCAGCCCAGUUUGAGUGCGUGGUGAGCAAUGAGCUGGGCGAGGCCCGCAGGCUCUACCAGGUGACCGUCCAUGUGCCUCCCACCAUUGCCGACGACCAGACAGACUUCACCGUGACCAUGAUGGCACCCGUGGUCCUCACAUGUCACAGCACGGGUGUACCAGCUCCGACCGUGUCCUGGAGCAAGGCAGGUGCCCAGCUAGGAGCUCGGGGAAGCGGCUAUCGUGUGUCACCAUCGGGCGCCCUGGAGAUCGGGCAGGCCCUCCCCAUCCAUGCGGGCCGCUACACCUGCUCAGCCCGCAACUCUGCCGGCGUCGCCCACAAGCACGUCUUCCUCACUGUGCAAGCCUCCCCGGUGGUGAAGCCGCUGCCCAGCGUGGUUCGGGCAGUGGCAGAGGAGGAGGUGCUGCUGCCCUGCGAGGCCUCAGGCAUCCCCCGGCCGACCAUCACCUGGCAGAAGGAAGGGCUCAACGUCCCUGCGGGAGUGAGUACCCAGGUCCUACCAGGCGGACAGCUGAGGAUUGCCCAUGCCAGCCCAGAGGAUGCUGGAAACUAUCUCUGCAUCGCCAAGAGCAGUGCAGGCAGCGCCGUGGGGAAGACACGGCUGGUGGUGCAAGUCCCACCGGUGAUCGAGAAUGGCCUCCCAGACCUGUCUACCACCGAAGGCUCCCACGCAUUCUUGCCUUGCAAGGCGAGGGGCAGUCCUGAGCCCAACAUCACCUGGGACAAAGAUGGCCAGCCUGUGUCAGGCGCCGAGGGGAAGUUCACCAUACAGCCUUCUGGGGAGUUGCUGGUGAAGAACUUGGAGGGCCGGGACGCAGGCACCUAUACCUGUACCGCUGAGAAUGCCGUGGGCCGGGCCCGCCGCCGCGUGCACCUCACCAUCCUGGCGCUGCCUGUGUUCACCACCCUACCUGGGGACCGCAGCCUGCGCCCUGGGGACAGGCUGUGGCUUCGCUGUGCAGCCCGGGGCAGCCCCACCCCUCGCAUUGGCUGGACUGUCAACGACCGGCCAGUCACAGAAGGGGUGUCUGAGCAGGAUGGAGGCAGCACGCUGCAGCGGGCCUCUGUCUCCAGAGAAGACAGCGGGACCUAUGUCUGCUGGGCGGAGAACAGAGUGGGCCGCACGCAGGCCGUCAGCUUAGUCCACGUGAAGGAGGCUCCUGUCCUACAAGGGGAGGCUUUCUCCUACCUGGUGGAACCCGUAGGAGGCAGCAUUCAGCUAGACUGUGUGGCGCGUGGAGACCCAGUGCCGGCUAUCCGCUGGAUCAAAGAUGGCCUUCCACUGCGGGGCAGCCACCUCCGGCACCAGCUACAGAAUGGCUCACUGACCAUCCGCAGGACUGAGAGGGACGAUGCAGGACAGUACCAGUGCCUGGCAGAGAACGAGAUGGGCAUGACGAAGAAAGUGGUGAUCCUCGUCCUACAGAGUGCUCCGGUGUUCCAGGUGGAGCCCCAGGACAUGACAGUGAGAUCCGGAGAUGACGUGGCUCUGCGAUGCCAGGCCACUGGAGAGCCCAUACCCACCAUUGAAUGGCUUCAGGCGGGUCAACCCUUGCGGGCCAGCCGGCGGCUCCGGACCCUGCCCGAUGGGAGCCUGUGGCUGGAGAAUGUGGAGACUGGGGAUGCAGGCGCCUACGACUGCGUUGCUCACAAUCUCCUGGGCUCUGCCACAGCCCGGGCGUUCCUGGUCGUGAGAGGGGAACCCCAGGGGAGCUGGGGCAGCAUGAUUGGGGUGAUCAAUGGCCGGAAAUUUGGCGUGGCCACACUCAACACCAGCGUGAUGCAGGAGGUGCGCUCCGGGGUCAGCAGCAUCCACAGCAGCAUCCGCCAUGUCCCAGCAAACGUGGGACCUCUGAUGCGGGUGCUCCUGGUCACCAUCGCCCCCAUCUACUGGGCCCUGGCCAGAGAGAAUGGGGAAGCCCUGAAUGGCCAGUCCCUGACCGGGGGCAGGUUCCGGCAGGAAUCACACGUGGAGUUUGCUACAGGGGAGCUGCUCACAAUGACCCAGGUGGCCCGGGGCCUGGAUCCCGAUGGCCUCCUGCUCCUCGAUGUGGUGGUCAAUGGCGUUGUCCCCGAGAGCCUGGCUGACACAGAUCUUCAAGUGCAGGACUUUGAGGAGCACUAUGUGCAAACAGGGCCUGGCCAGCUGUUUGUAGGCUCCACACAGCACUUCUUCCAGGGCAGCCUCCCCUCAUUCCUGCGCUGCAACCACAGCAUCCAGUACAACGCAGCCCGGGGCCCCCAGCCCCAGCUGGUGCAACACCUGCGGGCCUCAGCUAUCAGCUCGGCCUUUGACCCAGAGGCCGAGGCUCUGCGCUUCCAGCUCACUACAGCCCUACAGGCGGCGGAGAACGAGGUCAGCUGCCCCGAAGGCUUUGAGCUGGACUCCCAGGGAGCAUUUUGUGUAGACAGGGACGAGUGCUCAGGAGGCCCCAGCCCCUGCUCCCACACCUGCCUUAACGCACCCGGCCGCUUCUCCUGCGCCUGCCCGGCUGGCUUCGCCCUGGCCUGGGAUGACAGGAACUGCAGAGAUGUGGACGAGUGUGCGGGGGAUGCUCGCCUCUGCCGAGAGGGACAGCGCUGUGUGAACCUGCUCGGGUCCUACCGCUGCCUCCCCGACUGUGGGCCUGGCUUCCGGGUGGCUGCUGAUGGGGCCAGCUGUGAAGAUGUGGACGAAUGCCUGGAGGGGUUGGACGACUGUCACUACAACCAGCUCUGCGAGAACACCCCAGGUGGUCACCGCUGCAGCUGCCCCAGGGGCUACCGGAUGCAAGGCCCCAGCCUGCCCUGCCUAGAUGUCAAUGAGUGCUUGCAGCUGCCCAAGGUCUGCGCCUACCAGUGCCACAACCUCCAGGGCAGCUACCGCUGCCUGUGCCCCCCAGGCCAGACUCUCCUUCGCGACGGCAAGGCCUGUACCUCACUGGAGCGGAAUGGACAAAAUGUGACCGCUGUCAGCCACCGAGGCCCUCUAGUGCCCUGGCUGCGGCCCUGGGCCUCGAUCCCUGGUGGCUCCUACCACGCCUGGGUCUCUCUCCGGCCGGGUCCCGUGGUCCUGAGCAGUGUGGGCCGGGCCUGGUGCCCUCCUGGUUUCAUCAGGCAGAACGGAGUCUGCACAGACCUCGACGAGUGCCGGGUGAGGAACUUGUGUCAGCACACCUGCCGCAACACCGAGGGCAGCUACCAGUGCCUGUGCCCCGCCGGCUACCGCCUGCUCCCCAGUGGGAAGAACUGCCAGGACAUCAACGAGUGCGAGGAGGAGGGCAUCGAGUGUGGACCCGGCCAGAUGUGCUUCAACACCCGCGGCAGCUACCAGUGUGUGGACACACCCUGUCCUGCCACCUACCGGCAGGGCUCCAGCCCUGGGACGUGCUUCCGGCGCUGCUCGCAGGACUGCGACACCGGCGGCCCCUCCACGCUGCAGUACCGGCUGCUGCCGCUGCCCCUGGGCGUUCGCGCCCACCAUGACGUGGCCCGCCUGGCUGCCUUCUCCGAGGCCGGCGUCCCAGCCAACCACACCGAGCUCAGCGUGCUGGAGCCGGACCCGCGCAGCCCCUUCGCGCUGCGCCCGCUGCGCGCGGGCCUGGGCGCGGUCUACACCCGUCGCGCGCUCACCCGCUCUGGCCUCUACCGGCUCACCGUGCGCGCCGCGGCGCCACGCCACCAAAGCAUCUUCGUCCUGCUCAUCGCCGUGUCCCCCUACCCCUACUAA
This is a messenger RNA of Piliocolobus tephrosceles (Ugandan red Colobus), 14667 nucleotides long. It is a transcript of the gene HMCN2, whose product is annotated as hemicentin 2. Gene Ontology annotation, molecular function: calcium ion binding; axon guidance receptor activity. Bases 1 to 14667 code for a protein of 4888 amino acids. The record is from RefSeq and is a predicted model, not a curated record. Gene Ontology annotation, biological process: homophilic cell-cell adhesion; synapse organization. The transcript is spliced from 94 exons. Gene Ontology annotation, cellular component: axon; neuronal cell body; plasma membrane. Lineage: Eukaryota; Metazoa; Chordata; Mammalia; Primates; Cercopithecidae.